Messenger RNA from Phytophthora infestans T30-4, 831 nucleotides. RefSeq lists its product as uncharacterized. The transcript is spliced from 2 exons. The coding region runs from base 1 to 831 and encodes 276 amino acids. Lineage: Eukaryota; Oomycota; Peronosporomycetes; Peronosporales; Peronosporaceae. The record is from RefSeq and is a predicted model, not a curated record.
AUGCCAUGGCAAAAAGCGAUUUUGUUCAAGGCAAAGCUGAAGGCUCUAAUUCAAAAUGAAUUGUUGGAUGAUGCAAGUGCUGAUUCACUUGCGAGUUUGUUUCAGCAAGUGAUGGCGAAGAAUCGUGAAUAUGAGUAUGAUCAAAUCACAAAAAAACUACUCAAAGGUCCCAAAGGGCCCCCUGAAAUCAUCAAAGGUGAAGCACAUGAAGCUCCUAAAGCAAGUAAAAAGAAGCAUACUUACGUUCCACAAUCAACUGAUGCAGACUUCGAUAUGGAAGAGCCCACUGCAAGUAAAGAUUCAUCCGACGAUUUCUACAGCGGAAUACAUGACGUUGCCCAAAAGGCCAUCAAUACUCGAGCAUAUGUUAAGGGAAAAAAGACUUUGAAGCAGGUGGUGGAUGACCACGUUCGAAAUUAUCUUAACAAGCAAAGAGAGUUUAAGCGAGAGGAUUCAAUGCGAAGGCGUCAAGAAAUAGCUGAUAAAUUUGCUGAUGAAGAAGAACCCUCGAUUACUCGACAACUCUUUCAAGACUCGGAUGUUGAAAGCAGUGAUGACGAAGAAAUAAAGGAAGAGAAGAGAUUACGCAAGUUGAAUCCUGGGAUAAAAAAAGUAUAUACUGACGAUAUCAACAGCUACAAAAGCUCAUUUGCAAAUAAUUUGUACGAAAGUAUCCGACACAGAUUUGGUGAAGCUGUUGAGGCGCGCAAAGGCAAAGAAUACUUUGAAGACAAUGCUCCUAAAGCGCCUAGAAAGCAUAAAAUGAAACGAGAUGCUAUGAAUCAGUACAAAGCUGAAUUAAAAGGCUGGCUCGAUGGAAUCUUUAUCUAA